Molecule: messenger RNA, 2272 nt
Organism: Prosopis cineraria
Lineage: Eukaryota; Viridiplantae; Streptophyta; Magnoliopsida; Fabales; Fabaceae
Product: protein ANTAGONIST OF LIKE HETEROCHROMATIN PROTEIN 1-like
Exons: 3
Coding region: 83-1354 (423 amino acids)
Source: RefSeq, a predicted model, not a curated record
UUUACUGAUUCACCCACCAUUAUCCAUACCUCGAUUUCCGAAAAUCACAGCAAAAAAAUCCACUCCCCGACAAAAAGCCGCCAUGGAAUCUCGCAAAUUGGCAGCUUUACUUUCCUCCCUCAUCUCUCAGCUCCUCCUUCUCAUCCUCCUUCUCUUCCCUUCAUUUUCUUCUUCUUCCUCCUCAGAUUCCAAUCCCCACUUCAAUGCAUUCCCUCUCGUCCAGCACUUUCUUUUUUCCCAAGAGAUCGCCGCUUCCCUCUCCUUCUCCAAGAACAAGAAACGCAAGCGAGUUGACCCGGAGCCUGACCCGAUUGAUGAGCACCCGCCGAGUGGUAUUGGAAUUGGGGUUGUGGUUCGGAGCCCUGACUCUUUCAAGAGCUGUUUCAGAAUGACGGCGUCUACUUUUGAGUGGCUCUCUGGUUUGCUGGAGCCAUUGCUCGAGUGUCGCGACCCGGUCGAGUUGUUUCCUCUGAAUCUCUCUGCCGGUGUCCGCCUCGGCAUCGGCUUGUUUCGGCUUGCCAGCGGUUCCGAUUACGCCGAAAUCUCCAGCCGAUUCGGGGUUUCCGUGUCGGUGGCGAGGUUUUGCGUGAAGCAGUUGUGCAGGGUUUUGUGUACCAAUUUCCGAUUCUGGAUUGCUUUUCCGAACUCGCACGAGAUUGAAUCUGUAUCGCGAGGUUUUGAAGACGUCUCUGGGUUGCCGAAUUGCUGUGGCGUGAUCGACUGUGCGAGGUUUAACGUAGUUAAUUCUGAAACAUCGUGCGAAGACAAUAUAGCGGCCCAGAUAGUGGUCGAUUCCUCGUGUCGGAUUCUGGGUAUUAUCGCUGGGUAUCGUGGCCAUAAGAGCAAUUCGAGAAUUCUCAUGUCGUCCACUCUGUACAAAGACAUUGAAGAAGGGAAGCUAUUGAACUCUCCAGCAACUGACGUAGAUGGAGUGGCUAUAAAUCAGUAUUUGAUAGGAGAUUCAAGUUUUCCUUUUCUUCCAUGGUUGAUGAUUCCUUUUGCUGAAUCUCUACCUGGUUCAUAUGAAGAGAAUUUCAAUUCUGCUCAUAAGCUUAUGCGCAUUUCAGCUCUUAGAACUGUUGAUAGUUUGAAGAAUUGGGGCGUUUUGAGCCGUCCUAUAAAGGAAGAACUGAAGAUGGCAGUGGCUUAUAUUGGUGCUUGUUCUAUACUGCACAAUAGUUUGUUAAUGAGAGAGGAUUUUUCUGCACUUUCUGGUGGGCUUGAAGAUUUCCAGUUUCAGCAUCCGAGUAAUAAAGACUCUAGAUUGGAGGAAAAUUCAAAUACUAGGAAUGCUUGGAUUGUACGAAGCGCAUUGUCUGCAAGAGCCAAGAAAAGCGAUAGUUCAAGCACAUAAUGGAUCUUUGGUGAUUUCAUCAGUAGACAAAGCAAAAUGAUGCGGACAAGAUAUUUGAAGGAUUCAUUAAUUUAUCCGCAUUUCUAACAGGGACAGACUUUUACCAUUCCAUUGCCAAACUUCAGAAUCCCAUCUAUUGCUGGGAAGUCAGUAUGUUACCCUUGCUUCUAGCUAUUGACUUGAGCUAAUGAGCUGUAGUUUAUUUUUUACAUUCAAGCACAAAAAUUUAAUUGGCAUGAAAUCAUGAUGCUCAUGUUCACUUGAAAGACUUGUUAGAAUUGCCACAGCUUGCUGUUUGCUUAUCGAUAUGUUCAGUUCACUCUUCCCUAUCUUGGCUGUAUUGUUGUAUCAGUUGUUCUGCAUCAUGGCUGUGUUCUGUUUCUUGCAAAUGAUUUGUGAUCAAAAUUGCGUCUGUUAAAUUAUGUGUUGUUAACUACAAUACAGGAGCAUUGUAUGAUCCUGAAUGGGAUCGUACAGAUUCUUGAAUAUUCUUCUAACUUGUGUAAGGAGUAGGGAAACUUCGUUGUUGGUGAUGUUACUGGGGAAUGGAAGGUGAUGUAGAGCCGUAAUUGAUUUUACAUAGGCAAUAAUGUUGUUUGGUCAGAUUCUUACAAUUAAUUAUGAAGAAUCUUUUGGAAUGGUGUAUGUCCCUGAGCAUUUCAGGAUGCACCUACCAAAGUUUCAUAUGGUACGCUCAAGGGACAAGCAAGGUGAUUAGCCAAAGGGAAAUACCUCAACGAUUUCUUCAUCCACAGAAGGCUUUUACUGGUACUCGUGAAGGACUAUAUGGGAGUUGGCUUCCUUGCCUCGGCGCCACCGGUGAGGAGAAGAGCAAAAGUGAGCCAGUGAAUGCUAGCUUGAAUGUCUCUUCGUACAUGGAGUAGUCAUGGCCCUCCAGUUCAAGGGGUUAUAGUAAAC